CAAUUAGGAAGGGGGAGAGAGACUUAGUUAUUGCUUUGUAAUUUCAUUCAAAGUUAUAAAAACUUAGCCUUUGUUCAGAAAAUCUUUGCAUUUGUUCUUCAAAAACUUUCUAAGUUUGAGAUAGAAAGAGAGAAGUGUAAGGCCUCUAUCUAGUAAUCAUAGCCAAGAGAAGGCGCACUGGUGAAGCAGAAGGAGUAGGCUCCCUCGAGAUUGAGACACUCAUAUCUAGACAACGACUUGGAGAACUAAAUCAUAAAUUUAUCAGAAUGACCACUCAAAGACAAGGAAGAUUCCUGGAAUCUUCUCGAUCAGAAUCAACAACAAAAGCUAUAAUCCCCUAUACAUCUUCAGAAGAAUUUCCAGAAGGAGCAAGAAACCUCUGGAAACCUACGGGAAAGCCGCUUAUACUUUCAGAGAAACUUUCCUUCACAGAUUAUAAAGGCUCUGGUCAAGAAUUUAACUUGGCAGACAAUACGAUUAUAACAUCUGCAGAAAGAAUACUCAUAGAUAAUAUAUUCAUAGCUCAUAAAAGGGGAGAUAUCAAACACCAAAUAGCCUGCCUUAAUGGGCUCUCCUUAUAUUUUCAUAACAUCCAUAAUAAUGAGAUAUGUUAUAUCUUAUUCACAGGAGACAAUAAAGGGAUAUACAAAGAAUGGACUGAAAUUAUCCAUUAUACAAAAUCCCAGAAAAACCCAAAAUAUAAAAAAUACAGCUCUUUAUCAGCUGCAUACAAAGAUGCCCAGAUAUACCUUGGACACAAAUAUAAUGUAUCAGAGAAACUCAAGACGAAAUGGGUAGAAAUAUAUGAAAAUCCUCAACUAGAAAUGGAAACUUCGGCAAAAAAUGCAACACUCCAAGAUCAAAUUACAAAACACAAAGAACAGCAGCUCCUCCUGGAAAAACAACUCCAGACCGAGCGAGUAAGGAACAUAGAGCUCAUAAAAAGGAUGGAAGAUCUCCAAAAGGAAGCCAAGCAUAAAGAAGAAAUGAUCUCAUACGCCGGGGCCACCGCCGGACAACCUAUAACAAAAGAAGACAAGAUAAUAGAAAGACUCUCAGAAAUUCAACAAGACUUAUCAACCGUCAUAAGUGGGCUAAACCAAUUUGAUGAGAGGCCCUCUGAAGGAUGGGAUCAAUGGUGGCUCGAGAUGGCAUGUCGGGCUAACAUAAUAGAAAAGAUUCCAGAAAGCCCAAAAACUUCAAAAGCCCAAGACGAAGAAUACCGAGAUGGAGCCCUAGAACAAUAUGUGGCCUCUAUAAAAAUGUAAAGAGAGUCACGAGAUAAAAGUUGCAGAAGCUCAGCUAAAAGCAUAUUAUCUGUAUUUAUUUUAAAUUUUUAUUUCUGAGAAAAGCGCCUUUAGGAAGCACGCGCUACCCAUAUUUACCGAUUGUUGUGAAAGAAGACUCUCGUAACUUAUAUCCAGGUUGUCGAUAGGGCCCAAUGAAAUACCCGAGCCUUUAUAUAAUGAAUGCAGAUGUCUCUCAUUAGGCAGCAGUUAGAAAGGGGGAAAGAUACUUAUUUAUUGCUUUGUAAUUUCAUUCAAAGUUAUAAAAACUUAGCAUUUGUUCAGAAAA
Gossypium arboreum is the source of this 1575-nucleotide messenger RNA. RefSeq lists its product as uncharacterized. The record is from RefSeq and is a predicted model, not a curated record. Lineage: Eukaryota; Viridiplantae; Streptophyta; Magnoliopsida; Malvales; Malvaceae. The transcript has 2 exons. Bases 267 to 1268 code for a protein of 333 amino acids.